Molecule: messenger RNA, 1065 nt
Organism: Diaporthe citri
Lineage: Eukaryota; Fungi; Ascomycota; Sordariomycetes; Diaporthales; Diaporthaceae
Exons: 3
Coding region: 1-1065 (354 amino acids)
Biological process (GO): L-threonine metabolic process
Molecular function (GO): ATP binding; homoserine kinase activity
Source: RefSeq, a predicted model, not a curated record
AUGGCCUCCGAAGCUUUCGUCAUCAAGGUGCCAUGUUCGUCCGCCAACAUUGGCCCGGGCUUCGACGUCAUAGGCCUCGCUCUUUCCAUGUACCUGGAGCUGCAUGUCACCAUUGACCGGACCAAGUCCAAGUCGGAGUAUCCUCUCAACUGCCGCGUCACGUAUGAGGGCCAGGGGGAGGACGAGAUCAGCCUCGAUCCGGAUGCGAACCUACUGACUCGAGUGGCCCUCUACGUCCUGCGGUGCCACGAGCAGCGUUCCUUCCCGGUGGAGACCCAUGUGCACAUCAAGAACCCAAUCCCUCUGGGCCGUGGUCUGGGGUCGUCAGGCGCUGCCGUGGUGGCCGGCGUGCUGCUGGGCAAGCAGUGCGGUGGACUCGACCACCUGGACAAUGACCGCCUAUUUGACUACUGCCUCAUGAUAGAACGGCACCCGGACAAUGUGGGCGCAGCACUGUACGGAGGCUUUGUGGGGACCUACUUGAAGCCACUCGCACCAGAGGACGUGGCCCGUAUCGAGAUUCCCCUAGCUGAGGUCCUCCCUUCGCCGGCGGGCGGAGUCGACACCGGCGCCAGGCCCCCGGAUCCGCCACGGGGCAUUGGGCAUCACAUCAAGUUCCCCUGGGCAAAGGAGAUCAAGGCUGUGGCUAUCAUCCCCGAUUUCGAGGUCGCUACGGCAAAGGCAAGGGCUGUGCUGCCUGCAGAGUAUCCUCGCCCCGAUGUGACGUUCAACCUGCAGAGAAUAGCCCUCCUGCCGGUGGCACUCGGCCAGUCCCCUCCGGAUCCGGAUCUGAUCUACCUGGCGAUGCAGGACAAGCUGCACCAGCCGUACCGCCAGACCCUGAUCCCCGGGCUGACGGAGAUUGUCGAGUCCAUGACGCCAAGCACGAUGCCCGGGCUGCUCGGGGUGUGUCUCUCGGGCGCGGGGCCUACCAUCCUGGCCCUGGCCACCAACAACUUCGAGGAGAUUGCCGAGAGCAUAAUAUCUCGGUUCAGGCCCCAGAACAUCCAGUGCAGCUGGAAGCUGUUGGAGCCGGCCGAGGGCAGCCAUGUCGUCCGGAAGUAG